GUCUGCGGCGUCGAGGGGGACCCUGUAAGACAGAGCCCGCCACCGACCUCCGCCGCUGGCGGCUCAGCAAUGAGAAGGGGAGGCAGGUGUGGACGUAUUUUCAAGAAGAGGAAAACCCUGGACGAGAGCAGACUGGGCUGGAAGCGCAUUUACUGGGACUGGACACCGGGAGUUACUUUAAGGAUUUGCCCAAAGCCCACACGGCCUUCGAGGGGGCUCUGAAUGGGAUGACGUUUUACAUGGGGCUGCAGGCCGAGGACGGGCACUGGGCGGGUGAUUACGGUGGCCCGCUUUUCCUCCUGCCAGGCCUCCUGAUCGCAUGCCAUGUGGCGCGCAUCCAUCUGCCGGCUGGAUAUAGAGAAGAGAUGGUACGGUACCUGCGGUCGGUACAGCUCCCUGACGGCGGCUGGGGCCUGCACGUUGAGGACAAGUCCACAGUGUUUGGGACUGCGCUCAACUAUGUGUCUCUGAGGAUUCUGGGUGUUGGGCCUGAUGAUCCUGACUUGGUACGAGCCCGGAACAUUCUUCAUAAGAAAGGUGGUGCUGUGGGUGUGCCAUCCUGGGGGAAGUUCUGGCUGGCUGUUCUGAACGUUUACAGCUGGGAAGGCCUCAACACCCUGUUCCCAGAGAUGUGGCUGUUUCCUGACUGGGCACCUGCACAUCCCUCCACGCUCUGGUGCCACUGUCGGCAGGUUUACCUGCCCAUGAGCUACUGCUAUGCCAUCCGGCUGAGCGCUGAGGAGGACCCGCUGGUCCAGAGCCUCCGCCAGGAGCUCUACGUGGAGGACUAUGCCAGCAUCGACUGGCCGGCACACAGGAACAGCGUGGCCCCUGACGAGCUGUACACGCCGCACAGCUGGCUGCUCCGCGUGGUGUAUGUGAUCCUCAACCUGUACGAGUGCCACCACAGUGCCAGCCUGCGGCAGCGGGCCGUCCAGAAGCUGUACGAGCACAUUGCGGCUGACGACCGCUUCACCAAGUGCAUCAGCAUUGGCCCGAUCUCAAAAACCAUCAACAUGCUCGUGCGCUGGUAUGUGGACGGGCCAGCCUCCCCUGUUUUUCAGGAGCACGUCUCUAGGAUUUGUGAUUACCUCUGGCUGGGCCUUGAUGGUAUGAAAAUGCAGGGCACCAACGGCUCCCAGGUCUGGGACACGGCAUUUGCCAUCCAGGCGAUGCUGGAGGCAGGUGCACAACAUCGGCCCGAGUUUUUGUCCUGCCUGCAGAAGGCACAUGAGUUUCUCCGUAUCUCACAGAUCCCAGACAGCCCGCCCAACUACCAGAAGUACUACCGCCAGAUGAACAAGGGUGGCUUCCCCUUCAGCACGGUGGAUUGUGGCUGGAUCGUUGCUGACUGCACAGCUGAGGCCUUGAAGUCCAUCCUUCUCCUGCAGGAAGAGUGUUCCUUUGUCACCAAGCAUGUCCCACGAGAGCAGCUCUUUGAUGCUGUUGCUGUGUUGCUGAACAUGAGAAAUCCCGAUGGAGGGUUUGCCACCUAUGAGACCAAGCGUGGGGGGCGCUUGCUGGAGCUGCUGAACCCCUCGGAGGUCUUCGGGGACAUCAUGAUCGACUACACGUAUGUGGAGUGCACCUCGGCCGUGAUGCAGGCGCUGAAAGUUUUCCACAAGCACUUUCCGGACCACAGGCCCGAGGAGAUCAGGGAGACCCUCGAGCAGGGCCUGGAGUUCUGUCGGCAGCAGCAGAGGGCUGACGGCUCCUGGGAAGGCUCCUGGGGGGUGUGCUUCACCUACGGCACGUGGUUUGGGCUGGAAGCUUUUGCCUGCAUGGGGCAGACCUAUCGAGAUGGGGCUGCCUGUGUGGAGAUCUCCCGGGCCUGCGACUUCCUGCUGUCCCAGCAGAUGGAGGACGGAGGCUGGGGGGAGGACUUCGAAUCCUGUGAGCAGCGGUGUUAUGUGCAGAGUGCCCAGUCCCAGAUCCACAACACGUGCUGGGCCCUAAUGGGGCUGAUGGCUGUCAGGCAUCCUGGAGUAGCAGCCCUGGAGAGAGGGGUCAGGAGUCUGCUUAGGAAACAGCUCCCCAACGGCGACUGGCCCCAGGACAACAUGAACGGGGUCUUCAACAAGUCCUGUGCCAUCCACUACACGAGCUACAGGAACGUCUUCCCCAUCUGGGUCCUUGGCCGCUUCUCUCGCCUGUACCCUGAGAGUGGCCUCGCCGGCCACCCUUGAGAGCACACCUGUGAGCACCUGGCUGGGGGCGGUG
This is a messenger RNA of Ceratotherium simum simum (southern white rhinoceros), 2220 nucleotides long. Lineage: Eukaryota; Metazoa; Chordata; Mammalia; Perissodactyla; Rhinocerotidae. The record is from RefSeq and is a predicted model, not a curated record.